CUUUGAAGCCGUUUGAUGAGCAAGGCCAUGGCACCGUUUUCCUCUCCCGUCCUCUUCUUGUCUCUCAUCCUCGUCCUUUCUCUGCCUCCAUCCUGUUCUCCUGAAUCCCAGCAGGAAGAACCUUCUCUCCAGCCCUCCGUCACUCCAGAAGCUCCAUCAGAGCUCUACAGUAACCUGACGGAUGACGGCGAUGGCGCCGCUCUGAAAAAACCAUGCUCUGAUAUGGUCAUAUGCAAACCUGGGAUCAUCCUGCCCAUAUGGAAGCCCAUCAAUCCCAGUCUGGGAGAGCAGGUCGCCCGGGCCAUCCUGUAUUUUGCCUGUCUCAUGUACAUGUUUCUGGGAGUGUCCAUCAUCGCUGAUCGAUUCAUGGCAUCUAUAGAGGUCAUCACGUCACAGGAGAAAGAGGUGACCAUCACAAUGCCAAACGGAGAAACAUCAGUGGCCACCGUGAGAAUCUGGAACGAAACCGUGUCCAAUCUGACCCUGAUGGCGCUGGGAUCAUCCGCCCCUGAAAUCCUCCUGUCGGUCAUUGAGGUGUGUGGACAUGGUUUUGUGUCCGGUGAGCUGGGUCCGAGCACCAUUGUGGGCAGCGCUGCCUUUAAUAUGUUUGUGAUCAUUGGAAUCUGUGUGUGGGUGAUUCCUAAUGGCGAGUCGAGGAAGAUCAAACAUCUGAGAGUCUUCUUCAUCACCGCCUUCUGGAGUAUCUUCGCUUACAUCUGGCUCUACCUGAUCCUGUCCGUCAUCUCACCUGGAGUCGUGGAGGUAUGGGAAGCUCUGGUCACUCUCUGCUAUUUCCCCGUUUGUGUGAUUCUUGCCUGGAUCGCUGACCGGCGCCUCCUUUUCUACAAGUACAUGUCCAAACGCUACCGUGCUGACAAAAGGACAGGGGUUGUUGUGGAGACAGAGGGGGACAUGACCCCCAAAGGUAUGGAUAUGAUGAUGGAUGGCAAGUUUCCAUUGAGGACUGGAGCUGUAGGGAUCGGCACACAAGAACAUUACCAAGAUGGAACCGGUAACACAACAGGCACCAUGGGGACUCUACCCAACUCCAACAGCACGACCGUUUACAUGGACAGUGCCAAGGACCUGGACGAGAGCCGUAAAGAAGUGAUCCGUAUCCUGAAGGAACUGAGGCAGAAGUAUCCAGAUAAGGAGUUUGAUCAGCUGGUGGAAUUGGCCAACUAUUACGCCCUCCUCCAUCAGCAGAAAAGUCGUGCCUUUUACCGCGUCCAGGCCACACGCAUGAUGAUCGGGGCCGGUAAUGUGCUGAAGAAACACGCAGCUGAUCACGCUCGCCGUGCUGUUGUGACAGGUGGAGAUGAGCCGUUGGAGGAGGACGACUUGGCCACCUUUAGCCGAAUCUCAUUCGAGAGUGCGCACAGCCAGUGCAUGGAGAACUGUGGCACCAUCGCGAUACCCGUGGUGUGUCGGGGAGGCCUGGGGGAGAGCACUUUCUAUGUCGACUACUGUACAGAAGAUGGCACAGCCAACGCCGGCUCAGAUUAUGAGUACUGCGAAGGGACGCUGGUGUUCAAACCGGGAGAAACCAGGAAAGAAAUUAAGGUGGGCAUCAUCGAUGAUGACAUCUUUGAGGAAGAUGAACAUUUCUUUGUGCGUUUGCUGAACCUGCGUGUUGGUGAUGCCGAGGGUAUGUUUGAGAGUGACGAAACGGAUCAGGCUCCCAAGGCCCAACUGGUGGAACCGCUGAUGGUCACGGUCACCAUCCUGGAUGACGACCAUGCGGGGAUCUUCACUUUUACGGACCACCAGGUGCGAGUGUGUGAGAGUGUGGGUACCAUGGAGGUGACAGUGGUCCGGAACUCUGGUGCCCGCGGGACCGUGAUCAUCCCGUACCACACAGAGCCCGGAACAGCCCAAGGGGGAGGGGUCGACUACGAGGACACGCACGGAGAGCUGGAGUUCACCAACGACCAGACAACUCAGACCCUUCAGGUGAGGAUCAUUGAUGAUGAAGAGUAUGAGAAACAUGAGAAUUUCUUCAUCGUUCUUGAGGAACCGCGUUGGCUGAAGAGAGGAAUCUCAGCCCUGCUGCUGAACCAAGAGGAUCCGGAGGGACAGAUGACUGUAGAGGAGGAGGAGGCCAGGAGGAUAGCGGAGAUGGGGAAACCUGUCCUGGGGGAGCACAGCCGGCUGGAGGUGGUGAUCGAGGAGUCCUAUGAAUUUAAGAGCACCGUUGAUAAACUGAUCAAGAAGACGAACCUGGCGCUGGUGAUCGGGACUCACUCCUGGCGAGAGCAGUUCGUGGAGGCUGUGACCGUCAGCGCAGGCGACGGGGAUGAAGAUGAAGAGGAGGGUCGAGAGGAGCGUCUCCCGUCCUGCUACGAUUACAUCAUGCACUUCGUGACGGUGUUCUGGAAGGUUCUGUUCGCGUUCGUUCCGCCCACGGAGUACUGGAACGGCUGGGCCUGCUUCGUGGUGUCCAUCACUGGAAUCGGCCUCCUCACGGCCGUCAUCGGAGACCUGGCGUCACACUUCGGCUGCACCGUGGGCCUCCGGGACACCGUCACCGCGGUGGUGUUCGUGGCCCUGGGCACUUCUAUCCCAGACACAUUCGCCAGUAAAGUGGCUGCUACUCAGGACCAGUACGCAGACGCCUCCAUCGGAAACGUCACGGGCAGCAACGCGGUCAACGUGUUUCUGGGCAUCGGCGUGGCCUGGUCCGUGGCAGCGGUGUACUGGGCCGUCCAGGGAAAGAGCUUUAACGUGGAUCCCGGCUCGCUGGCCUUCUCCGUCACCCUCUUCACUAUUUUUGCCUUCAUCUGCAUGGGGGUGCUGCUCUUCCGGCGCCGGCCGUCUAUCGGCGGAGAGCUGGGCGGCGCUCGUGUCCCGCGUUUGCUCACUACGCUCCUCUUUCUGGGUCUGUGGUUCCUCUACAUCCUCUUCUCCAGCCUUGAGGCCUACUGCCAUAUCGAGGGCUUCUGAAAGGAGAAACAGGGAGCGAACAACACACACUUAUAUCUACAAAUAAAUCGAAAGGGGUUUUGAGGCUCUAUAAGCCCACACACACACACACACUUACAAAACACAUCGUUGAAUGCACUAAUGCAAAUCAUUCAACUUAGACGAGACCUGGAGGAGAAUCUGAGAUGGAUGAUGUUGGAGAGAGAGUUUGUGAAAAAGGAAGCAAAGCGUGUUGCAAAAGUUGAGUAGAAGGUGGAAGCGACACUGUAAAAUAGUCAGACUUGUAUCUUUUCGUUUCUCGAGCUCGAAGGCAGAACUGACGACUUUUGUUGUCACGUAACAGGUCUUUUUAUGGUUUAGGG
Molecule: messenger RNA, 3284 nt
Organism: Carassius auratus (goldfish)
Lineage: Eukaryota; Metazoa; Chordata; Actinopteri; Cypriniformes; Cyprinidae
Product: sodium/calcium exchanger 2-like
Exons: 12
Coding region: 16-2943 (975 amino acids)
Biological process (GO): sodium ion transmembrane transport; cell communication; calcium ion import across plasma membrane
Cellular component (GO): axon; postsynapse; sarcolemma
Molecular function (GO): calcium:sodium antiporter activity
Source: RefSeq, a predicted model, not a curated record